UGGUAGCCGGGUAGGGAUCGGGUCCGUAUGGGAUAAGGCGGCUCCCUCCAGAGAUGGGUCUCCCUGUCAUGCUGUAUUGGCCGAAUGUGAUCGGUUACAUCAGGAUAAGCCUUGUGUUUUCUGCCUGGACGGCCUGGGACACACCAGCAGUGUUUGUCCUCCUGUACUCAGUCUGCAUGGUCCUGGAUGGAGUGGACGGAUGGCUGGCGAGGAGGUUGGACCAGGUGUCCAGGUUCGGGGCGUGGCUGGACGUGGUGGUGGACAACCUGAGCAGAGGCAUGCUGUGGAGCCUCCUGUUUCAGUGGGGUUGGCUGGUGUCCUCAGUGGAGUGGUGUGUGUUUGUGUGUAACCACCACACCAGAGGAGAGCAGUGGAAGAGCAGCUUCAACAACAGUCCUCGUCUGAUCCGGGCCAUCAUGGCGAACGGGUUCCGGACCCCUCUGGGUGUGUGGGUGGUGAGUGGGCUGCACUGCCUCCCCCUGUGGCUGUACGCGCACCGGAGCGGGGUUCUGUCGGACCACCUGGACCUGCACCCUUGGACCCAGGCUGUGGGAACAGUGCUGCUGGCUGCAGGGCGUCUGUUGGCUCUGUCAGCUGAGGUACUGCAGGAGCUUCUGCUCCAUCACUCAACAUGUCGGGGUCAUCGUCACCCCCCUACUAAAGACAAAACAACCUGUCUUUGGAUAUAAAUCAGAAAAAGGAAUGAUUAGGUCGUCAAAUGUAAAGGUUUGACCAAACGGACUAAAACCACAUCAUGAAAUCAUCUGAAUCUAAUAUUACAGCAUGAGAGCUGGUGCAAGAUCUACAUACAGUCCAUCAGAAGAAAUGUUAGGUUAAAUUACUGUAAAAGUCUUUAUAAGUCAGCAGCACCUGCUGAUCCUGUGAACUGUGUCU
Austrofundulus limnaeus is the source of this 894-nucleotide messenger RNA. RefSeq lists its product as uncharacterized. Gene Ontology annotation, biological process: phospholipid biosynthetic process. Gene Ontology annotation, molecular function: phosphotransferase activity, for other substituted phosphate groups. The record is from RefSeq and is a predicted model, not a curated record. The transcript is spliced from 5 exons. Bases 54 to 689 code for a protein of 211 amino acids. Gene Ontology annotation, cellular component: membrane. NCBI's taxonomy places the organism in Eukaryota, Metazoa, Chordata, Actinopteri, Cyprinodontiformes, Rivulidae.